AUGGCGAGCGAAAGCGAUUUUGAGAGCGACGGCUUCAGCUCCGACUUUGCCCCGAAACCAAAGGCAAAGGCGGCCCCAAAGAAAGCCGCUGCCGCCCCCAAAGCAAAGGGUGCCCCCAAAAAACUAACCCAAACUACUCUCAAACCCAAGACGACAUCAAAAGCCACAUCAUCUAAGAAAACUGCCCGACCUGAUCCCGAAGAUGAGCUGGACUCAGUAGCGGAGGAGGCGGACUCCGAUGAUGCAGACGCUCUUGACAGCACUCCCCCUAACGCGUCUAAGAAGCAGAAAGCUGCUCCCAAGAAGGCUGCCUCAAAACCUCUUGCUAAUGUGGAGAAUGGGUCUUUCGCCACGGAAACGGUAGAGGGAGGUGGCUCAUCCGAGAAGUACCAGAAGAUCACCCAAUUAGAGCAUAUCCUCAAACGCCCAGACACGUAUAUCGGCUCUGUUGAACGAACGGAGAAGCACAUGUGGGUUUAUAACUCAACAACAGAGUUGAUGGAGUAUAGAGAGGUCUCUUUCGUUCCUGGUCUAUACAAAAUCUUCGAUGAAAUCCUCGUCAACGCGGCGGACAACAAACAAAAUGACCCCAACAUGAGUGAGAUCAGGGUUACCUUGGAUAAGGAAGCUGGUGAAAUUAGCGUCUGGAAUAACGGUCGUGGUAUUCCAGUAGAGAUACACAAGAAAGAGCAAAUCUACAUUCCUGAACUUAUUUUCGGUCAUUUGUUGACUUCAUCGAACUACAACGAUAUGCAAGAGAAAGUCACCGGCGGACGAAACGGUUACGGAGCAAAACUCUGUAAUAUUUUUAGUAAUGAAUUCACGGUCGAAACGGCUGACUCUAAGCAGAAAAAGAAAUUCAAACUCACAUGGACGAAUAAUAUGUCAACUAUGGGAAAGGCCAAGAUUACUGAAUGCAAAGGUGACGACUAUACCAAGGUUACAUUCAAACCUGACUUUGCAAAGUUCGGCAUGGACGGAAUGGAUGAUGAUUUCGAGGCCUUGGUUAAAAGAAGAGUCUACGACAUGGCUGGCACCUGCGGGACAGCAGUGAAAUUAAACGGCACAAGGAUCCCCAUCAAGUCUUUCAAAAAAUACAUGGAAAUGUACACCAAAGCAAUCAAGGCUGAGCGAGGAGAGGAUCCGACUUCGGCUUCUGACAAAAAUGAUAUAAUUACAGAAAGCCCGGACCGGCGCUGGGAAAUUGGAUUCACCGUAUCGGAUGGCUCUUUUCAACAGGUUUCUUUUGUCAAUUCCAUCGCAACAACAUCUGGUGGAACGCACGUCAAUUACAUCAGUGACCAAAUCUGCAACAAGCUUGCCGACGCUCUGAAAAAGAAAAACAAGACCGGGGCAACUCUCAAGGCUGCCCAGAUCAAGAACCACAUCUUCCUCUUCGUCAAUUCCCAGAUUGUCAAUCCAGCCUUUACUUCUCAAACCAAAGAGCAAUUGACUACCAGACCAAGCCAAUUCGGAAGCAAAUGUGUUGUUUCUGAUGACUUUUUGAAGAAGGUCAUGAAGACCCGUGUCAUGGACGAUAUCCUCCACUUUGCAGAAAAGAAAGCUGAUCAAAUUUUGAAGAAAACGGACGGAAACCGCCGUUCCCGUAUGAAUAACCCGAAGCUUACAGAUGCAAAUAAGGCCGGCACUAAAGAUGGACAUCACUGUACUCUCAUCCUAACUGAAGGUGAUUCCGCCAAGGGUUUGGCUAUGGCCGGCCGAGCAGUUGUGGGACCUGACCUUUUCGGAGUCUUUCCACUUCGAGGAAAACUUCUCAACGUUCGAGAUGCCUCUGUAGACCAAAUCUCGAAGAAUGCUGAAAUCCAGAACAUCAAAAAUUUCAUUGGCUUACAGCAUAAAAAGGAAUAUACUGAUACUCGUGGUCUCCGGUAUGGCCAUUUGAUGAUUAUGACUGAUCAGGAUCAUGACGGUAGUCAUAUCAAGGGCUUGCUCAUCAAUUAUCUUCAGGUUGCAUUCCCAACUCUCUUGAAAAUACCCGGCUUCCUGAUCGAAUUCAUCACGCCUAUUGUUAAAGUUUGGAAGGGAGAUCCUAAAAAUCCAACUCACUCCAAAUCUUUCUUCACCAUUCCAGAAUAUGAGGAGUGGAAGGAAGCUCAUGCGCAUGAUAAGAAGUGGCAAAAGAAGUACUACAAAGGUUUGGGUACUAGUUCGACAGAGGACGCCCAAAUUUACUUCCAAGAUUUGGACAGGCACCUGAAACAGUUUCACACACUGCAGGAUAAGGAGGCAGAGCUCAUCGAGCUUGCUUUUUCUAAGAAGAAAGCCGACGAACGAAAGGAGUGGCUUCGCCAAUUCAAGCCAGGAACAUACCUUGACCAUUCCACCGACCAAAUCACGUAUACUGAUUUCAUCAACAAAGAGCUUAUUCUUUUUAGUAUGGCCGAUAACAUUCGAUCCAUUCCCUCAGUGGUAGAUGGCUUGAAACCUGGUCAGCGGAAGGUUUUGUACACUAUGUUCAAACGCAAUGUCAGAAAGGACAUUAAGGUUGUCGAACUUGCUGGUUAUGUCUCCGGUAUGACGGCUUAUCAACAUGGUGAUAACUCUUUGCAUACCACUAUUGUUGGUCUGGCUCAAACCUUCGUCGGGUCAAACAACAUCAAUUGCUUGGAACCUAGCGGUAACUUUGGAAGUCGUCUCCAAGGUGGUUCUGACAGUGCCAGUGCUCGUUAUAUUUACACACGUCUCUCGCCGUUUGCGAGACGAUUAUUCCAUCCAGCUGAUGAGCCGUUAUUGGUGAACAACGUUGACGAUGGAAAAGUGAUUGAGCCUGAAACUUACGUUCCUGUUGUUCCACUCAUUCUCAUCAACGGCGCUGAUGGUAUUGGAACAGGCUGGAGCACCUCAAUCCCAAAUUAUAACCCAGAAGAAGUAGUUGACAACCUCAAGCGGCUGAUGGUAGGUGAGGAGCUUGUUCCAAUGAAGCCAUGGUUCCGCGGUUUUAAAGGUGAAGUUACUGGGUCUGGAGAUCGUUACAAGUUCAGUGGGAUCAUCAAACAAACUGCAGACAACGAAGUAGAAAUCACCGAAUUGCCUAUCCGUACCUGGACCCAAGACUUCAAGGACAAGCUUGAGGAAAUCAUCAAGGCUGAAAAGGUCCCUUCAUUUAUUAAAGAUUACAAGGACUACAACACCCACACCAAUGUUCAUUUCAUCAUUCAGAUGGAAGAAAAACACAUGAAGAAGGCCCUUGAGGAAGGCCUUGAGGAAAAGUUCAAGCUUGUUAAACAAAUAGCAACUUCGAACAUGGUUGCUUUUGACGCUGAAGGGCGUAUUACACGCUACGAAACUCCAGAGGACAUUUUGCGGGCCUUUUAUGCCGUCCGUAUCAAACUGUAUGAGAAACGAAAGCAAUAUCUCCUGUCGGAACUUCAAACCCAGCUCGACAAGUUAAGCAACCAAGCCCGCUUUGUUCAGAUGAUUAUAGAUGGAAAACUGGUGAUCUCAAAGAAGAAGAAAGCUGUUCUCAUUCAAGAGCUGCAGGAGAAGGGGUUCAAGCCAUUCCCAAAGGUUGUCGGUACUCCAGAACCGGGGGAAGCUGGUGAUGUUGAAGAAGAGGAAGACGAAGAGGAGGAGACCACAACCGCCGCCGUUUCUUCUGAUGCAUAUGAUUACCUUCUGAGCAUGCCUCUGUGGUCCCUGACCCAGGAACGUGUUGACAAACUGCGACGCCAAAUUGGAGACAAGGAGAUGGAAGUUGAUGCGCUGAUCAAACUAACAAAGGAAGAUCUCUGGAGGAAGGACCUUGACGAGUUCAUUUCCGAAUGGAGAUUCCAGCUUGAGGACGAAGACAACCGCCGCAAGAAAAUAGCUAGCCGUGGCAGACGCUUAUCAUCCAAGGUCAAAACUGGCAGCCGAGCUACUGCUGCCAAAAAACGCAAGGCGGGCUCGGGUGAUGACAGUGAUUUCGAUGUGCCCAAGGGGAAGAAGGCAACCGUUAAUCGCGUUCAACCCAAGGGCGGGCUACUUGAUUUCCUUAGUAAAGCGAAGCCCAAGCCAAAGGCAACAUCCCGUGUCGAUGGUGCAGAUGAUUCGGAUGACUUUGAGGAUGAAGUUAUGCCGAAGCCGAAAUCGCGAGGAACCGCAAAGGAAGCCAAAGCUAAGCCUGCGCCGGCGCCUGUGUCUAAGGGACUAAGUGACGCAGAUUUCUUGGACAUUGAUUCUAUGGGAACUGACAACCCGAAGCGGGAACCAUCACCUGUAGAGAAACCAAAGGUGGUUGAUGAUGACUCGGAUAUCGAGAUGAUCCCUAAGCCCACCACGCAACGCAGCGCUCGAAACAAACAGCAGCCUAAGAAGUACCAUGGUUUCAGUACAUCUGAGGAUGAAGAGGAUGAUGACUUUGAUGUCAGUGCCAUGGUCAAGGGGAUAGACAAGAAAAAGCCAAACACAGUCUCCACAGGGCCAACUCUUUUCUCUGAACCUUCUCGCCCGGCCGGUGGAAGCUCGAAACUUCCUGCAAAGCCGGCAAAGGAGACGAUGGAAUUUGAUGCAGAUGAAACUGACUACUCGAAACUUAUCCCUCAAAACUCUCCAAGACGCUCUCUACUUGUGAAGCCGAAAGAAAACAAGGUGUUUUCAGAUGCAGAAGAUGACAUCGAAGAUGAGCCUAAACCUGUUGCUAAAUCGACUGCAAAGGCUAAAGCUUCUUCCAGCUCCAAGUCAACUUCAAAACCUGCUGCAAAGACUUCAACAACUUCUGCUCGAGGCCGGCCAAAGAAAGCAGUAGCUGCCGCGCCAGAGAAAGAGAAGAAGGCCCUUCAACUCUCACCUGCAGCAAAGGUCUAUGCUUCUAAAAAGGCCAAAGCCAAGAAAAUAGUGGACGAUAUGUCUGAUGACGAUAUCGACGCCAUGGCUAAUGAUAUUCUCGACUCGGAACCCGAGGAAGCUGUCAAACCAUCGUCUAGGGCGAGACCUGCACGUCGGGCAGCUACAACUGCCAAAAAGCCUGUGUACGCCCUUGAUGACGACAGCAGUGAAGAAGACGGAGAUGCAGCAGUUUCCAGCGAGGACUUCUCGGACUAA
Messenger RNA from Trichophyton benhamiae CBS 112371, 5043 nucleotides. RefSeq lists its product as uncharacterized. Gene Ontology annotation, molecular function: ATP binding; DNA topoisomerase type II (double strand cut, ATP-hydrolyzing) activity; DNA binding. The record is from RefSeq and is a predicted model, not a curated record. The transcript is spliced from 6 exons. NCBI's taxonomy places the organism in Eukaryota, Fungi, Ascomycota, Eurotiomycetes, Onygenales, Arthrodermataceae. Gene Ontology annotation, biological process: sister chromatid segregation; resolution of meiotic recombination intermediates; DNA topological change. The coding region runs from base 1 to 5043 and encodes 1680 amino acids. Gene Ontology annotation, cellular component: nucleus.